CUGGCACCAACCCAAAUAAAUUAAAAAUUAAAGAACCUGAUCAUAACAUACAUAACCUAAAAUUUGUUAUAAAAAAGUAAUGCAAAGUUACUGUGCAAUUCGUGUAAACAGUGUCUGGCGGAAGUUGGCAGCUGUGUUCAGCAGUUUGCUAAUGGUGAACUCGAGCUGAUCGAUGCUCACUAAAGUUUGUUUAUACAAUAAAAUCGUGUAAUUGUUUAUUAUUCAUAUCUUUUGUUGGAUUUAUAAAUUAAAAAAACAAUUAAUUAUAAUCAUGGGUUGUGAUGGAGGUACGAUUCCCCGUCGAGAUGAAUUGGUGCGUCUUAAAAAAAAGCCAGAACAGAAAGAUAAAAAUGCAGAGUUAGCUUUCAAAUGGAAACAUUGUACAAUAAAACAAUUACCAUUGCAAUCUCCAAUUGUGAGUUGCAGUCUUGGUAAAUUAUACAGCAAAGAAGCUGUCAUUGAAGGAUUGUUGGAUCGAUCAAUUCUUCCAGAAUCAGCAGUUCAUAUAAAAACAUUAAAAGACGUCAAAAGUUUGAACUUAACCCCAAAUCCAGCUUACGAUGAUGCUAAAAUAGAGAAAGGUGAUGAUUACAGUCAUAAUAAAAGUCCUUAUAUUUGUCCUGUCAUAGGAUUAGAAAUGAAUGGAAAGUAUAAAUUCUGUUUCCUUUGGACUUGUGGAUGUGUCAUGAGUGAACGAGCACUUAAGCAAGUUAAAACAACAGUUUGUCAUCAAUGUCAGACUCCCUUCGAACCAUCAGAUGUCGUCAUAAUGAAUGCUGAAGGUGAUGAUUUGAAUCUCAUGAUUGAAAACAUGCAAACAAGAAAAACAAAAAAUAAAAGCAACAAAAAAUCUAGCAAGAAACGUGCUAAUGCUGACAGUCAACAAGUUGAAGAGGAAAAAGAUCAGCUUGAUGAUGUCAUGAAAGCAAAUAAAACUCUAAAUGAUUCGAAACCUAGUUCAAAAAAAAUUAAAACUGAAGGAGUGAUGAAUGAUAGUACUAGUUGUUCAAGUAUUGGAAGUACUUCAAAAAAUAUUGAACCUCAGGAUCCAGCGUUUAAGAAAAUCAAAGAUAAUUAUAGUGUUGCUAAAGAUCCAAAUGCUUCAGAAGUAUUGAAAAGUAUUUUUACCAGUCAUAAAUCUGCUAAAGAACAAACAAAAGCUCAUUGGGUUACAUAUAAUCCAUUUUACAAUUGAUAAAAAUAUUGUAUAUAUUAAUAAUAUAAAAUGUCUAAUGGUAA
Chelonus insularis is the source of this 1239-nucleotide messenger RNA. RefSeq names its product replication termination factor 2-like. NCBI's taxonomy places the organism in Eukaryota, Metazoa, Arthropoda, Insecta, Hymenoptera, Braconidae. The record is from RefSeq and is a predicted model, not a curated record. The coding region runs from base 272 to 1195 and encodes 307 amino acids. The transcript is spliced from 4 exons. Gene Ontology annotation, cellular component: nucleus. Gene Ontology annotation, biological process: site-specific DNA replication termination at RTS1 barrier; mitotic DNA replication termination.